AUGUCAGUUGCGAGGAAAGCAUUUGCAUUUGCUGUAGUGGAUCGAGGAAGCAGCUCGAGGAGGUGUAUGUGUAUGGCUCGAGGAGGUGUCUAUUUUAAGCGAGUCUACGAUGAAUGUGAGUAUCGAUGGUUUUGUUCAGGAAGUGUUGAUUGAUUCAGGGAGAGUGAGUAAUUUGAAGGGGAAGGAGUAUUUCUUUAAAUUGAAGGGAUUUGGUUUAAAGGGAAAGAUUGAACAUUGCUCAAAGAACUUGUUUGUUUAUGGAGGAGAGCCAAUUGAUGUGAUUGGUCAGUUUAGAGCUGUAUUGUCUGCUGGGAAUGUGAAGGUAUCUACUGAUUUCGUUCUUGUCAAGCGCGGGCGUUGCGUUCUGGAAAAUGUAACUACAAGAGAACUGGGUGUUCUUCCACGUAGGACCUAA
Molecule: messenger RNA, 415 nt
Organism: Porites evermanni
Lineage: Eukaryota; Metazoa; Cnidaria; Anthozoa; Scleractinia; Poritidae
Source: the annotation of a GenBank genome assembly